UCGACCAAUCAGACGGCGCGUUUGUCUGUGAUCGAAUCGCGCUCGGCCAAUCACAGGCUUUGUUUUGGCUAACCGCUACCAGACCGAAGCUAGGCAGCUGUACUGAAACUCCAAAACUUCCAUCAUCAUCAAGCAAACGGAAACAAAGCGUUGCCCCCCCCCCCCCCGGAGAACUCUGUCAAAAUGCCUCAGACCAACAAGUCAGCGAGCAGUGGUGGCGCACAAGGACAGGUGUCGUCUCCAGACCAGGGCGAGCCCCCCCCGCCGCCGUCACCGCCACCACAGGAAGUCAGGGCCCCGGUGGCGGCUGGAGACGGGGGGGCAGCUGGAGGAGCAGCUGCAGACGACCAGGGAGACGCAGAGAUCAUCAGGUCACCCAGCGACCCCAAGAAAUACAGACCCGGGUCGUCUCACCUGUCGAGCGCCUCUCUGAAAUACUUCCUCUGCACGUCGAACUGGAAGAUGGUUCUCUCGCAGUCGGUGGAGGCGUUGUCGCUGCCGCCGUGCUUCUUCAGGAAGGCGUCGAAGCCGUUCUCCGCCGGCUCGUCGAAGUCGCUGUCCUGCUCUUCUUCUUCGUCCUCCUCCUCGUCCUCGUCCGACCCCUCGCCGGAGUCUCCUUCCUCCUCAGCUUUCGCCUCUCCCUCCUCGUCCUCCCCCUCCUCUGUCUCCGUCUCCCCCUCUCCGUCUUCGCUGCCUCCCUGUCCGUCCCCCCCGCUGAAGUCGGAGAUGAGGAGCGCUCUUUGUUGUUGCAGAGUGAAGCCGCUGCACUACAUCUCCUGGCUGAUCGGACACGAAGGCCCCGGCAGCAUCCUGUCUCUGCUCCGCAGGAAGUGCUGGGCUCUGGCUCUGUUUGGGGGAAACAGUGAGACGGGGUUCGACCAGAACUCCACCUACUCCAUCUUCUCCAUCUCCAUCACCCUCACCAACCAGGGCUACCAGAACUUCUACCAGGUCGUCCAUUUUGUGUUCCAGUACCUGAAGAUGCUCCAGACUCUCGGCCCCCAGCAGAGGAUCUACGAGGAAAUUCAGAAGAUCGAAGCCAACGAGUUCCACUACCAGGAGCAGACGGAUCCCAUCGAGUUUGUGGAGAACAUCUGUGAGAACAUGCAGCUGUUUCCCAAAGAGGACUAUCUGACCGGAGACCAGCUCAUGUUUGAGUUUGACCCGCAGUUUCUACUUCUUCUUCUUCUUCUUCUUCUUCUUCUUCUUCUCCGUCUUCGUCCUGCAGCGACCGACUUCACCCUGAAGGAGUCGGACUGUCCCGACUCCGAGUUUCCGAUCCGGAUCGUGAACAACGAGCGCGGCCGCCUGUGGUACAAGAAGGACAACAAGUUCAAGAUCCCCAAGGCUUACAUUCGUUUCAACCUGAUCUCCCCGAUCAUUCAGAAGAGUCCUGAGAAUCUGGUUCUGUUCGACCUCUUCGUUAACAUCCUGGCCCACAACCUGGCGGAGCCGGCCUACGAGGCCGACGUGGCUCAGCUGGAGUACAAGCUGGUGGCGGGCGAGCACGGCCUGGUGAUCCGCCUGAAGGGCUUCAACCACAAGCUGCCGCUGCUGUUGAGACUGAUCGUGGAUCACCUGGCGGACUUCAGCGCCGACCCGGGCGUCUUCAACAUGUUCUCAGAGCAGCUGAAGAAAACCUACUUCAACAUCCUCAUCAAACCGGAGAGACUCGGCAAGGACGUCCGUCUGCAGAUCCUGGAGCACAGCCGCUGGUCGGUGGUCCAGAAGUACCGGGCCGUCACCGCGGGCCUGACCGUCGACGACCUCGCGGCGUUCGCCGCCGGGCUGAAGGCGGCGCUGUACGUCGAGGGGCUGGUGCAGGGGAACUUCACCAGCACGGAAUCCAAAGAGUUUCUGCAAUAUUUCAUUGAUCUGAACACUUGUUCCCUCGCUGGUGUUUCUCCCGGUUUGAUGGGUGUGUUUGUGUUGCAGUCGGGGCUGAAGAACCUCCGAGAACACGCUCUGAUGGAGCUGAUGGUGAUGCACAUGGAGGAGCCGUGCUUCGACUUCCUCAGGACGAAGGAAACCCUCGGGUACCAGGUGUACCCGACCUGCAGGAACACCUCGGGGGUUCUGGGAUUCUCCAUCACCGUCGAGACUCAGGCCACAAAGUUCAGCACCGAGUUUGUGGAGGCGAAGAUCGAGGAGUUCCUGGCGAGCUUCGGCGAGCGUCUGUCGGGUCUGAGCGAGGACGCCUUCAGGACGCAGGUGACGGCUCUCAUCAAGCUGAAGGAGUGCGAGGACGCUCACCUGGGAGAGGAAGUGGACAGGAACUGGUUCGAGGUCGUCACGCAGCAGUACGUCUUCAAGAGGCUCAACAAGGAGAUCGAGGCCCUGAAGCUGUUCUCUCAGGAGGAGCUGGUCUCCUGGUUCCUGGAGCACAGAAACACCAACAGCAGGAAGCUCAGCGUGCAUGUCGUUGGUUUUGGGGUGGAGGAGAACGACCCAACAGAGCCGAGCGCCGGCUGCGGCCCGACAACCCCCGACAACCCCCCCCACCCCCCCCACCCCCCCUCCUCGUCCUACGGGGAAGUGAGCGAGCUGACCUUCCUGCCGUCCUCCUCGCCGGACGCCACGCUCAUCACCGACAUCAGAGCGUUCACCUCGUCCCUGCCGCUCCACCCGUACCACAAAAUCCUCAGCUAGGCCCGACAGGACGGAGCUAGAGGCCGCCUCCUAGUCAAAAUAAUAAUAAAGUAACCAUGACAACAGCUAGCGUUGAUGAUUGGUCGGAGAGGAUGCUGUCAGGGCGGGGGGGGGGCGGACAUCUCACACAUUUCAAGUGUUUUUAGUUCUUUUGUUUAAUGUGAGUUGGUUGUAAAAAUGCUGCAUUCACUUCCCGUGGGAAAAAAGUCUGAAUCUGGGUCUGUGUUUUAGAAGCAGGUCACGUGUGUUAAAUAAUAAAAUAACCACUUUUUUAUUUAGCAUGAAGGCACGACGAGUACAACAAAAUAAUAAAAUACAAUAAAACAUUAUGCUAAAAGUAUUCAAUAAAGCUCACACAUUAACUUUACAUUAACAUAUUAACUUUAACUUUACAUUGAUAUGUUAACUUUAUAUUAACUUUAUAACCAAUUGCAAUCAGCUGUAAAUUAACCGAAUCAUCGUUUAACACUGCCGAUAUAAUCGCUGCUAAAACAUUUAAUUUAUCUCCUCUUUCAACUUGAGAGCCUUUACAGCUUCGAGCGAUGAUAUGUUUCUGUUAAUUAAUUGAAUGCGUUGUAUAAAGAUAUAGCUCCUUCAACAAAUUAAGCAAGUUGCAUGACAGCAGGUUUUUUUGAAUCACUUCCUCUGAAUUAAUCUGCGAUUUGAGAAGCUGUAAAACAUUGAGUCGCAUGGCAGAAGCAGCCGUCCUGAUGCGUUCAGGCACGGCACGGAGUGUAGGUCACCGGCCUUUCACACAUCCCAAGCACAGUAAAAUAGAACGGAGAGUAAAAUGGAUUGAUUAAGAUAAGAGCUGAAAAAAACUUAAUGGUUUAGCCGCGAGACGUCAAAGUUUGAUUUAUUACUGCAGACAGAAGGUUGUAAUUAUCGUAUCCAAGCUACAGUUUACUUUUAGUUUUGUCAGGAUGCCCAAAAACAGCAUCUUUCUGCCUGAAAGUCAUCUGUAGUAAUGCUAAAUAUCAGCACAGAUAGAAGGCAUUUCACAAGUUUAGAAAGUUGGUUAAAAUGAUAUAACUUAAUUUUUCAGGGUCCUAAAAUUAGGGCCAGUUUUCCUCUGUUUGUGGCUGAUUCAUUACCCGUAAAUGCCCAGAGCUUGUCUCUGAUACAGCACCGUCCCUUAAGAUUAACACUGAUAGAAAACUCUGUUAGCUCAGAUUUCAAAUGGAAUAUUAUUUUUGGCAAUCGUAUUAUGUAACAGUCUGCAACUAUUAAAAAUCUAACUAACGUUGUUGCAUCUUGAUGGAUUUAAAUAACUGUUUACUAACUGUACUACUGUGAACUAAUGAGUCUGAUUAUUCCCAGGUGAAGUGAAUGCAGCAUGAUGACUCAGGGCUCUGGUUUAAAAUACAGUCAGACAAAAAAAGAAGGGCAUCACUGAUUAAUAGCAGCGUAUGUUAUGUGUAAACAUAUUAUACUGUGUGUUCAUACUGUAAUAAUAAUGGAUGUCAAAUGUAUUUCCUGAAUGUAUCUGGUGGCCAGUGAUUGAAAAAAAUAAAAAACUGGAGGCCGGAUAGUGCCGCUAAAAUCAUUUUAAUUAUUUGCAAUUGCAUUUCCAUGACAAUUAAAAUUACCUCAAUUAAGUG
This is a messenger RNA of Etheostoma cragini (Arkansas darter), 4250 nucleotides long. Its product is annotated as nardilysin-like. Gene Ontology annotation, molecular function: metal ion binding. The transcript is spliced from 21 exons. Bases 184 to 2649 code for a protein of 821 amino acids. The record is from RefSeq and is a predicted model, not a curated record. NCBI's taxonomy places the organism in Eukaryota, Metazoa, Chordata, Actinopteri, Perciformes, Percidae.